Messenger RNA from Nerophis lumbriciformis (worm pipefish), 2151 nucleotides. Lineage: Eukaryota; Metazoa; Chordata; Actinopteri; Syngnathiformes; Syngnathidae. The record is from RefSeq and is a predicted model, not a curated record.
CCGCCGCUGCCGCGAGUCUUCCUCUCCUUUGACGAACUGCAGAACGGCGCCUCAUUGGAGCACUUGACGCUGCGGGAUGAGCCCAUGGACUACCGCAUCCUGCAUGUGGAUGAGGACCAGGACCGCAUGUACGUUGGCUGCAAAGACCACCUUGUCUCAGUGGACAUCAACAACAUCACGCAAGCCCCUCUUAAGGUGUUCUGGCCCGCCUCGACGAGUAAGAUUGACGAGUGCCAAAUGGCGGGAAAAGACCCCACGCAUGGAUGCGGCAACUUUGUCCGAGUGGUGCAACCGUACAACAGAACCCACCUGUUCAUGUGCGGCAGCGGCGCCUACAGCCCCGUGUGCGUCUACGUCAACAGGGGGCGUCGCCCAGAGGAACAAAUACUUUAUAUUGACUCGCGGACAGAGUCAGGAAAAGGGAGGUGCUCAUUCAACCCGCUGGUCAACACCGUGUCUGUAAUGCUUAAUCAAGAGCUCUUUUCCGGCAUGUACAUCGACUUCAUGGGCACAGACGCGGCCAUCUUCCGCAGCCUGACCAAGAGGAACGCCGUGCGCACCGACCAGCACAAUUCCAAAUGGCUUAGCGAACCCAUCUUCGUGGACGCCCACCUCAUCCCGGAUGGGACUGACCCCAACGACGCCAAACUCUACUUCUUCUUCCGUGAGCGUCUGACCGACAACAGCGGCAACACCAGGAACAUCCACAGCAUGCUGGCGCGCGUCUGUCCAAGCGACAUUGGAGGCCAGCGCAGUCUAGUCAACAAGUGGACCACCUUUCUCAAGGCCCGGAUGGUCUGCUCCGUUCUAGAGGAUGACGGCACCGAGACGCACUUCGAUGAGCUCGAAAGCAUCUUUUUGCUGGAAAGCGAGCAACCCAAAGGCCUGUUGGUCUUCGGAGUCUUCACGUCCACAAGCUCUGUCUUCAAAGGCUCUGCGGUGUGCGUGUACAACAUGGCCGACAUCCUGACCGUCUUCAACGGACCCUUCGCACACCGAGACGGGCCCAACUUCCAAUGGGCGGCCUUCCAAGGACGCAUCCCGUACCCAAGACCUGGAACGUGUCCCGGUGGAGCCUUCACGCCAGACAUCCACACUACCAAAGAAUUCCCGGACGACGUCGUCAACUUCGUGCGGAACCACCCGGUCAUGUUCAACCCCAUCUAUCCGCUCGCCCGGAGACCCCUGGUGGUCCGCACCGGCGUAGAUUACAAGUACACGGCGGUGGCGGUGGACCGGGUGGCUGCCGCCGACGGGAACUAUCAAGUCCUCUUCCUCGGAACCGACAAGGGAACCGUCCAGAAGGUGAUUGCGCUUCCCACAAACCGCUCCCUGCAUCAAGAUCUCAUCCUGGAGGAACUGGAAGUCUUUAAGAACCAAGCGCCGAUCACCAACUUGAGAAUCUCCCCUAAAAAACAACAACUGUACGCGAGUUCGGAUCUGGGCGUGUCGCAGGUGUCCCUUCACCGCUGUCACGCGUACGGCUCGGCUUGUGCCGACUGCUGCCUGGCCCGAGACCCGUACUGCGCCUGGGACGGACUCAGCUGCUCGCGGUUUUACCCCAGCGGAAAAAGGAGGAGCAGAAGGCAAGAUGUCAUGUAUGGAAAUCCGUUGACUCAGUGUCGAGGAUUCAACCUGAAAGCCUACAGAAAUGCAGUGGAGAUGACACAAUAUGGCGUGCGCAACAACACUACAUUCCUGGAGUGCUUGCCCAAGCCGCCUCAGGCUUCCAUCAGGUGGCUCAUCCACAGAGACGGCGACCGGAGGAAGGAGGUGAAGCUGAGCGAGCGCGUACUUUCCACGGAGCACGGCCUCCUGAUCCGCUCGGCUCUACCGUCCGACCAGGGUCUGUACUACUGCCUGACUGCCGAGAACGGCUUCAAGCGUACCGUGGCUAAGAUCCGCCUGCAGGUGCUGAGCGCCGCUGCCGCCGAAAGGGGCCGCUCGGCGUGGCCGUGGUCGGCGGCGGCCGAAAGCCUAGCCGUGCAGCAAUUCUGCAAAGAGAGGAAGGAGCGGAAGGAGCUCCUGGAGCAGCGCAAGAGCGCUGCGCCCCCGCCGCCGGGGCCUCUCAGGGGGGACUUGGCCAAACUCAAGCCCCUGCUGGACCGCAGGAAGAGCCGAAACCGGCGAAAUCAUCUCCCGGAGGAAUAA